This is a messenger RNA of Cylicocyclus nassatus, 1197 nucleotides long. The record is from the annotation of a GenBank genome assembly. NCBI's taxonomy places the organism in Eukaryota, Metazoa, Nematoda, Chromadorea, Rhabditida, Strongylidae.
AUGCCGGACUGUGACCCACUUUGCUUGGAUCAGCUACUCAUCGAAAAGCCGAUGCCCCAUUGUGCAGCAACAUGUAUGCCGUCAUGUGCACCAACUUGCCUCCAGCAGGUGUCCAUUCCGCCAAGCCAACCACCUGUACUCGUCGCGGAGACACCCGUAAAAUGUAUUGCAGAGUGUAUGCCAGCCUGUACUCCACAGUGCAUUCAGGAACAGAAAGUCAUUGUAGCAAAACCGCUGGUGAAGUCUCCAACAUGCUUGGCCGCAUGUAUGCCAGUAUGUGCUCCUGCAUGUGUAGAACGAGAAACGAUUUGUCAUCCAGCUUGUCAACCAACUUGCGAUAGCGACUGUGUCAAGACUCUCAAUUUAAACAUAACUCUCUACCAAUCCGAACGUGAGCAGGAAAUCUACCCACCACCUCCACCACCUAGUGUACCAAUCGUACCUGUGGUUGAAGCAGAACCACUACCGCCACUUCCGCCUCCUCCACCGCCACCACCACCGCCUUCACCACUGCCUCCAGUUACUCCAGUGGUAGUAAGUGAACCGUUUCUGCCGCUUCCACCUUCGCCAUCGCCGCCUCCAUGUCUUCCACAGUGUCAGCCUGCAUGUGAGCAGCAUUGCAUCAUGCAGACGAGUAGUCCACCUGUGGAAGAGGUUCCUCUCCUGACUGAUGGCAACCAGAAUCUUAAUGUCAAUAUUGUUUUCGAGGAAGAGCCACAGGUAUGCGACCAGGUCUGCAUGCCCACUUGCGCUCCCUCGUGUCUGGAACAGCUAGUGUCAACCAAGGAAACUACUGUAGCAGUCAAAGAAUUGGAAUCUGCACAAUGUGUUGCUGAAUGCAUGCCAGAAUGCAGACCACAAUGUAUAGGAGCCAUAGCUGUGCCAGUUCCAGCUUUGCAACCCGUAUGCGUUCCGCAGUGUGAACCCGCGUGCGCACCGUCUUGUGUGGGGGAAUACAAAGAAAUUACAGUAGUCAACGAUUGCAGGCCAUCUUGUCAACCAACUUGUGACCCUCAUUGUCUAGAGAUGCAAGCUGAUCUUUCGACCCAGUGCAUACCUCUAUGUGCUCCCGACUGUACACCCCAGUGCUUAGCACUAUAUGCCGAGGAGAACUCCAUUAUACCAAUGGGACCACUUGCUUGCCCGUCGUUCUGCCAACCCGCAUGCCAGCAGAAGUGCAUUUAUAACGAGGUAUGA